Molecule: messenger RNA, 1470 nt
Organism: Penicillium malachiteum
Lineage: Eukaryota; Fungi; Ascomycota; Eurotiomycetes; Eurotiales; Aspergillaceae
Product: proteasome regulatory particle lid subunit RPN5
Exons: 5
Coding region: 1-1470 (489 amino acids)
Cellular component (GO): cytoplasm; nuclear proteasome complex; proteasome regulatory particle, lid subcomplex
Source: RefSeq, a predicted model, not a curated record
AUGUCUGAGACCUUGUUGAAGCCCGAGAAGGACUUCUCCAAGGACGCUGACAAGCUUAUCCCGGAGGCUGAGGCACUUGCUAAGACCGAUGUGCAGGGUGCGAUCGAUAAGUUGUUGGUCUUGGAGAAGCAAGCACGACAAGCUUCGGAUCUGGCCACUACAUCGCGUCUUUUGAUUACCAUCGUCACCGUCAGCAAGAACUCCGGCGACUGGACCCUUCUUAACGACCAAGUCCUCCUGCUCUCAAAGAAACAUGCCCAGCUCAAGCAGGCUACAACGCGUAUGGUGCAGGAGGUUAUGAAGUUCUUGGACGAUACCCCAAAUCUGGAUGUCAAGCUUUCUGUCAUCGAAACUCUGCGAACAGUUACCGAGGGAAAGAUCUUUGUUGAAGUUGAACGAGCCCGCGUCACACGAAUCCUGUCGAAUAUUAAGAAGUCGCAAGGUGAUCUCACUGCGGCCGCAGAUAUCCUCUGUGAGCUGCAGGUAGAGACAUUUGGAUCUAUGACGAGACGUGAGAAGACCGAAUUCAUCCUAGAGCAGGUCUCUUUGUGCAUUGAACGUGGAGACUGGACACAGGCAUCGAUUCUCACUCGCAAGAUCAACAAGCGGUAUUUCAACCGUAAGCCGAAGAAGAGUGCCGAGGAGAUUGAGAAGCUCCAGAAGCAGGCGGAGGAGCGAGAGAAGACCCGUGGUCCUGAUGAGCCUCCAAUGGAGGUGAAUGAUGAUGUGACUGAUCUCAAGCUGCGCUACUAUGACCAGCAGAUCAUUCUUGCCAACCACGACUACAAAUACCUUGAUGUGUGCAAGCACUACCGAGAAGUCUUGGACACCGAGGCGGUUGAGAACAACCCAGAGCAAUUGCGCGCGUCCCUCGCACGCAUCGUCUAUUAUAUCGUCCUGUCUCCCUACGACAACGAGCAGUCAGACCUGUUGCACCGCAUCCAACAAGAUUCGCGACUAUCCCAAGUCCCCGAGGAAGCCCGUUUGUUGAAACUGUUUACCAUUCCAGAGCUUAUGCGCUGGCCCAUGGUCGCAGAGCAGUUCGGUCCUCACUUAUGCGGCACCGAUGUGUUCGACGCCCAGCCCAAACAGACUACCGACAACGAGGCCAACCGAAGAUGGCAAGACCUGCGCAAGCGUGUCAUCGAGCAUAACGUCCGGGUGGUCGCCAAAUACUACACUCGUAUCCAGAUGGGCCGACUGACCCAGCUCCUGGAUUUGACCGAGGAAGAGACGGAGAAGUACAUCAGUGACCUGGUCACCUCCAAGACUAUCUACGCGAAGAUUGACCGUCCUGCUCGACUCGUCAACUUUGCCAAGCCUCGCGAUGCAGACGAUGUGCUGAAUGAGUGGAGCAGUGACAUGAAGAGUCUGCUUGGUCUCCUGGAGCGGAUCGAUCAUCUCAUCACCAAGGAAGAGAUGAUGGCUCGUAUCCUGCCGUCUCGCGGUGAGAAGGCCAAGGCUCGUUAA